This is a messenger RNA of Oreochromis aureus, 2421 nucleotides long. Its product is annotated as chemokine-like receptor 1. The record is from RefSeq and is a predicted model, not a curated record. The transcript is spliced from 2 exons. Bases 160 to 1245 code for a protein of 361 amino acids. Gene Ontology annotation, biological process: positive regulation of cytosolic calcium ion concentration; phospholipase C-activating G protein-coupled receptor signaling pathway; complement receptor mediated signaling pathway. Lineage: Eukaryota; Metazoa; Chordata; Actinopteri; Cichliformes; Cichlidae. Gene Ontology annotation, cellular component: plasma membrane. Gene Ontology annotation, molecular function: G protein-coupled receptor activity; complement receptor activity.
UUUUACAAAACUUCCUGUGGUUUUGCAUGUUUAUCAGCAGUGACAUACACCCCACACAAGUCUCAGCUAAGCUGUCAGAGUUGGAUCAGACAUUCUUCUGCAGAGGAUUCAUCAACAGCCAACAAGACAGCUUCACAAGGUCUAAAGUCAGUGAGGGAGAUGGCGACUAACUCUUUCAAUCCAAUCAAAACAACUGCUGCACCUGAUGGAAAUGGCUCUGAGAAUAGUGGCAGUAAUGGUGGGCUCAACAUCAUGUCUCUUAUAAUUUAUUCCCUGGCCUUUGUCCUCGGUGUGCUCGGGAAUGGAGUGGUUAUCUGGGUGACCGGCUUCAAGAUGAAAAAAACUGUUAACACAGUUUGGUACCUCAACCUUGCUGUGGCUGACUUCCUCUUCACUGCAUUUUUGCCCCUGAGUGUGACUUACACAGCUUUGGAUUUCCACUGGCAUUUUGGCAACUUCAUGUGCAAGCUGAACACCACCAUCAGCUUUCUGAACAUGUUUGCCAGUGUCUACAUUCUGGUGGUGAUCAGUGUGGACAGAUGUGUGUCUGUGGUGUGGCCCGUCUGUGCUCAGAACCACCGAAAUGUACGCAAGGCAUCCUAUGUGAGUCUGUGUGUUUGGGUGGUGGCUUUGAUUCUCAGUGCUCCAUACUUCAUCUUCAGGGACACUGAAAAAGACUCUGACAAAAUCUUCUGCUUCGACAACUAUGCUCUUUCUGAUGACUAUGAAACACCACCUGUGACACAGUUAUGGCAAUUUCGUUAUCAGGCCAUGAUUAUCACACGCUUCCUCCUAGGAUUUGUUGUGCCCUUCACUGUCAUUGUCUCGUGUUAUGCUGUCAUAAUUCAUCGUCUCAGAAGAAACCGCACACUGGCCAAUCAGUCAAGUCGCCCCUUUAAGAUCAUUGCUGCCAUUAUCAUCACUUUCUUUCUGUGCUGGGCUCCCUUUCACAUCAUGAGUCUAAUUGAGAUGGCAAGUCACAUGCCAGAAUAUUCAAGUAAAAUAUUAAAAGGUAUCAUUCCAAUUGGGAUGCCAAUAGCCACCAGUCUGGCCUUUCUCAACAGCUGCCUGAAUCCACUUCUGUAUGUGUUCAUGGGCCAAGAUUUUAAACAUAAAGUCCGCAAAUCCAUCCUGAAUGUGCUGGAGAGUGCCUUCAAGGAAGAGGAGACACGCAGUCACACUUACACAAAGUCAGUGGACACCAGUCAGAGCCGAGAGAGUUCAGAUUUGAAUACUGAGGUAUAAGAAACAAAAUAAUUAAGCUGUAAAGCAUAUGUCAAAUUGCUUAUGGGCUUUUCACUACCUUAAGUAUGAUUCAGAUAUGUAACUGAUGCAGUUGCACUAUGCAGACUUGCUGUUGGUAUCUUUGAUUCACAGCUGUGCAUUCAGGCUGCUUGUUUUUGAAAUUCAAAAGAAUUGUAAAAUUCCUUUUCACUAUAUUUCAUCAUUAUUAUAUUCUUACGCUCAUCUGCUUUGUAUAAUAUUCUUCUAAAAUUUUAACAAAAUGAACUCUUUGUAAAAGCUUCUAUGUCUAUGUAAAGAAUAUAAUAUAUAUACAUUUUUUCAACUUUUUCACUUCUUCUCAGCUAUGGUGGCAUCAAUAAAAGAUGACAAUGAUGAUCAUUCUUUCAUACCAUCAUUUAAAUUUUGAGAGUGUAUUUGGACUUAACUGUUUCUCCACUUAUACAUCCUGUAAUCACCACAUGUGGGCUCAAAAUAAUUUUUUAUUGUAUUGUAUAUCUAUAAAUAAAUCCUCAUAUGUGUAUCAAUUAAUCCAACAUCUAAUAAGAAACAUUUAAUGACAGCAGCUUAUCACGAUCAAAAAACAAGUAACAGAAAAUACUGAUUAUUAUAAGAUCAACCAGUUUCCAUACUAAAACGUCAUUGCACCGCCAAACAUGAAUGAGUUGCAAUUUCUAAUAACUAAAUUAAGAAAAUCAGACAAAAUGCGCUUUGUUUCUCUUUUGUGUUGACUAGACAGGAAGUGGUUAAAUCAUCUGUCAUUUAUAAGCAUAAUUAUUUUUGGUACACUUUUUAUGCCAAAGCUAUUUAUUAAAAGUAGGCAAACAAGUGAAAUAGAGGGUGAAUUAAGAGAAUACAGUGUUUAUAAGAUGACAUGUAAUUAUCCUGUGUAAAUAAAUAAACACACAGCACAAACAAAUACAUAAGAUUCACGAAACAUGUGUUUUGGACAGUUUUGUUUUCAGCACAGUUUUGUGUUCAGCCACACAGUUGCACCUGAAAGCGAAUACAAAUGCAUAUUCUCAGAGACAUUUAUUCAGAUUAAGAUAAAAUCUAGUCAAAUAAACAUAAAUAUAAAUGGAAUAAAAUGAACCUUGAAUAUAUUAAUUCACUUUGUAGUUGUUAGGUUUUUGUAAUGUUGAUUGUCAUUUAUGCUUAGGAAUAUUUAACCAUAUAUGC